Fomitopsis serialis is the source of this 2329-nucleotide messenger RNA. Its product is annotated as phosphatase 2A regulatory B subunit-domain-containing protein. The record is from RefSeq and is a predicted model, not a curated record. The transcript has 10 exons. Gene Ontology annotation, cellular component: protein phosphatase type 2A complex. Bases 108 to 2096 code for a protein of 662 amino acids. Gene Ontology annotation, molecular function: protein phosphatase regulator activity. Gene Ontology annotation, biological process: signal transduction. Lineage: Eukaryota; Fungi; Basidiomycota; Agaricomycetes; Polyporales; Fomitopsidaceae.
UACGACACACUCACCGGUGUCGACCACCCUCCGCACAACGCGGUCGACACUCACGCCGACAUCCCACAACUCCGAGACACGCCUCUUCUCUUUCUCGGCCGCCCACCAUGAAAGGUCUCAAGAAGACACUGCUUCGCAGUAAAUCCCAGGACUCGUCCUCCAAGAACAAGGAGCCCAAACCGUCUGCGACUGCAAUCGCAAACGCCUCGCCUCCCCCUCCUCCACCGAACAGUGCGAAACCAUUACCGCAGCCGAGUUCGGCCGUCGCGAGCUUGAACCAUGUCAGCAACAGCAGUCACUCGCUCCCGUCCUCGAAUGGCUCCGUCAGUCGUGCAUCUACCGCCUCUCUUUCCUCUCAGAGCAGCGAUCGAAGGUAUGGCGGGCCGGACAGGGCAUCGCCAGCACCGCCUAUCGUGGUCGUCAGUCCCGACGCUUCGAAUGACGCGCAGGAGAGGCAACCGUUCGUGCUGGAGUCCUCGGGCGGUCCAACCACCCCUCCCCGGGCGAACCUGAACCGCCUGCGUCCGACUGGUCCGAAGGACACCAUCCCUAUGGUGGGCAAGCCCCCUAGGAAGCAGAGAAGCAGUCGGUUUGUUGUGACAGAGAAGGUUGAGAUUGAACGCCUACCACCUUUCCUGGAAACGCCGCCCAGUGAGCGUCCGCACCUGUUCAUCAAGAAACUGCACCAGUGUGCUGUCCUCUUCGACUUCAAUGACACCAACUCCGAGCUCAAGGGCAAGCAGAUUAAGACACAGACUCUGCACGAGAUGCUCGAGUACAUCACAACGCAGCGCGGUGUUAUCACCGAAAACGUAUACCCUGAGGUAGUCAAGAUGUUUGCUACCAACCUCUUCCGUGCUAUACCCCCGCCAGUGAAUCCGAUAGGAGAUGCAUUCGACCCGGAAGAGGACGAGCCCGUCCUUGAGCUGGCAUGGCCACAUCUCAAGAUUGUCUAUGAGUUCUUCCUCCGCUUCGUCGAGAGUCCAGAUUUCAACACCAACCUCGCGAAGCGGUAUAUCGACCAAAACUUCGUCCUCAACCUCCUGGAGCUGUUCGACUCGGAGGAUCCUCGGGAGCGUGACUUCCUGAAGACCACCCUGCACCGCAUCUAUGGCAAAUUCCUCAACCUCCGUGCGCCCAUUCGUCGAAGCAUAAACAACGUCUUCUUUCAUUUCAUCUACGAGACGGAAAGGCACAAUGGUAUCGCGGAGCUCUUGGAGAUCCUGGGGUCCAUCAUCAACGGGUUCGCGCUCCCCCUCAAGGAUGAGCACAAGUCCUUCCUCAUGCGCGUGCUCCUCCCUCUGCACAAGGCGAAGAGCCUGGCGAUGUACCACCCGCAACUCGCGUACUGCGUAGUACAGUUCCUGGAGAAAGAUUCCGCGCUGGCCGAGGAUGUCGUCUUGGGUCUCCUGAAGUACUGGCCAAAGGUGAACUCGCCGAAGGAGGUGAUGUUCCUGAGCGAGAUGGAGGAAGUGCUGGACGUUAUAGACCCAGCGGAGUUCCAGAAAAUUCAGGUGCCCCUCUUUCAGCAACUGGCGCGGUGUAUCAACAGCCAGCACUUCCAGGUAGCGGAGCGAGCCCUGAUGUACUGGAAUAACGAGUACAUCGUCAACCUGAUGAGCGACAACCUGGCGAUCAUUCUCUCGCUCGUGUUCCCGGCUUUGUACAUGAACUCCAGAUCCCACUGGAACCGAACAAUCCACGCAAUGAUCAACCCGGACCUCUUCGAUGCAGCGAUGCAACAGUACAAGCAACGCAAGAUCGACGAGCAACGACACGCCGUCGAGCGGUAUGAGGAGUGGCAGAAACUGCGGGAGAAGGCACUCAAGAACUGCGGCGGCAAACUGCCGGCAGGGUAUGUGGACCUCCCGCCGCCGCCUCCACCACCGCCUGUGGAUGACCAGGAAAUCAUGGACCUGUCAAUCGACAUGAAUGCGGUGUCUAUUGACGCGGAGGUCCCCGCGCGUCCCUUCCCUGAGGUGGGCGUGGAACAUUCACCAGGCGGAGUGGUUGACCCGACAGUGCUGCAUGACCUCCAGACGCACAGGAGCCUUGAGGACACCGUGGCACCUAACGGAGUUGGGAACGGGUCGUGAGGCGGCGUGUGCUACACCUCAUCCCGGGAUUAGCUUAGACUCUGCGCGUAGUCGGACAGUCCGUCGUUGCAAACGCGACAUACAUAUUUACUGUUGCUACACCACUUCCUUGUUGAUAUAUCCAUCUUUCCCCUCAGCUGUCGGAUCGUCUCUUACUUUUGCGUUGUGCAUGUUGUCGUUGUGCGUAGUGUACGGUCCACGGAAUACAGAUACAUGUUCAGCCGGGCUGCGCA